Penicillium angulare is the source of this 438-nucleotide messenger RNA. RefSeq lists its product as uncharacterized. NCBI's taxonomy places the organism in Eukaryota, Fungi, Ascomycota, Eurotiomycetes, Eurotiales, Aspergillaceae. Bases 1 to 438 code for a protein of 145 amino acids. The transcript has a single exon. The record is from RefSeq and is a predicted model, not a curated record.
AUGGUGCUACCCGGAGCCUAUGAUAAUUUACCGGCAGCUACUGCAACCGAAUACAGCUUUGAGGCUCAUCUUACCACACUGGAGGUUGCAGCGAUGAAUGAAACACUUUUCAACCAUGUUUGGAGAAGGAUAGAGAGCAAGGGCAUUGUUAACGCCUUGAAGCUUCUCAUUCAUGAAGCCUUCAACGAUUCAACCUGCAUUUAUAUAUGUCGAUUUGCCACAGGCGACCUGGCUUCACGUAUGCUCUUGUAUGGGAUCGACCUUUCAGACGCAGUGUCUAGAUCACCAGAUGCUUUGAGUGAGAUUUUCAUUUACAAUGAGGAUCCAUCGUCACUCCUUAAUUGGCUUCGGACUCACGGCUGUAGAGCAGAUGAUAUAAACUGGCUCUUACUCGACGGAGAAGACGAAGAAGUCUUGGAUCUUGUCAAGAAUGAAUAG